UCAGGCGGGUCGGUAAACCGGCAGGUUUAUUUCUAGGAUGCUGUCGACAACUUUUCCGGUUUGCUCACGUGAUUAAGGUGUCACAUGACGUUUGUAUUGUCCUUUGCAAUCGAGCUUCGCCGUGAACGUUAACACGAUGGCAGCAUUCUUGCAAUGGAGAAAAUUUACAUUUUUUGAUAAAGACACUGUGAAGGAUCCUUUGGAUGAUGGGAAAACCUUUGAUCUUCCAAGUGGAAUAUCGGCUUGCGACUCUGGACGUGGUCAUAUUGUUCUUGGAGAUAUAAGUGGCAACAUCUGGCUUUUGACGCGACUCAUGCAGCUGACCACCUUUCAGGCUUAUAAAUUACGAGUAACCCAUAUCUACCAACUGAAACAACACAGUAUUCUUGUAACAGUUGGACAGGAUGAACAUGGAAUCAACCCUCUGGUAAAGGUCUGGAACUUGGACAAAAGAGACAGUGGAAGUCCCCUCUGCACAAGAAUUUUCCCUGCAAUUCCAGGCAACAAACCAGCGGAAGUUUCCUGCCUCAGUGUACAUGAGAACCUGAACUUUAUGGCUAUUGGCUUCACAGAUGGCAGUGUGGUUCUGACCAAAGGUGACAUCACUCGAGAUCGUCACAGUAAAACUCUCAUUCUGCAUGAGGGAACCAUCGCAGUCACAGGCCUUGCCUUUCGUCAGGUUGCAAAAGUCACACAUCUGUUUGUUGCCACUCUUGAGAAAGUCCAUUGCUACAGCCUGUCUGUCAAAGAAUAUCCAAAAGUAGAGCUGGAUACACAUGGGUGUGCUCUUCGCUGCUCCUGCCUCACAGAUCCCUCACAAGAUUCUCAGUUUAUUGUGGCUGGUGAUGAAUGUGUGUACCUGUAUCAGCCGGACGAACGAGGUCCCUGCUUUGCUUUUGAUGGAACCAAGCUUUUGACCCGCUGGCAUCAUGGAUAUCUUUUCUUAAUUAUUUGGAAUACAAAGACAAGGUUUGGUAGCAGGGACAGCUGCCCAUCAGACAGACAGCUUCUGACAAUCUAUGACUUGGACAACAAAUUAAUUGCCUAUAGCGCCUUAUUUGAUGAUGUCAUUGAUGUUGUGGCUGAGUGGGGCUCUUUCUACGUCCUCACCAGAGAUGGGACAGUGUAUAUUCUUCAGGAGAAGGACACGCAGACAAAGCUGGAAAUGCUGUUUAAGAAGAAUCUAUUUGUAAUGGCCAUAAACCUGGCUAAAAGCCAGCAUCUUGACAGUGAUGGAUUAUCUGAGAUCUUCAGACAGUAUGGUGAUCACCUCUACCUGAAGGGAGACCAUGAUGGUGCCAUUCAGCAGUACAUUCGCACGAUUGGAAAACUUGAGCCAUCUUAUGUCAUAAGGAAAUUUCUGGAUGCACAGAGGAUCCACAACCUGACUGCAUUUCUACAAGCAUUGCACCGGCAAUCACUGGCCAAUGCAGACCACACCACACUGCUGCUCAACUGUUAUACUAAACUGAAGGACAGUUUGAAGCUGGAAGAGUUUAUUAAGAGCAGUGAAAGCGAGGUUCACUUUGAUGUUGAGAUCGCCAUUAAGGUUCUUCGACAGGCCGGCUACCACAGACAUGCUGUUUUCUUGGCAGAGAGGCAUAUGCACCACGAGUGGUAUUUAAAAAUCCAGCUGGAAGAUCUGAAGAACUAUGAGGAAGGAUUACGCUACAUUGGGCGCUUACCUUUUGAACAAGCUGAAAGCAACAUGAAGCGUUACGGAAAGACAUUAAUGCAUCAUAUUCCUGAAGGUACAACACUGCUUUUGAAGGGCUUAUGCACCAACUACCAUCCAAGUGGGGAUACCGCUGAAAUUGACAGCCACAUGGAGAGGAACCUGCAUAACAAGGCAAACUCUGAGGAAUUCAUUCCAAUUUUUGCCAACCACCCCCGGGAGCUCAAAGCCUACCUAGAGCACAUGAUUGAGGUGGAUCCCAAUUCUCCUCAAGGUGUUUAUGACACACUGCUUGAGCUCCGAUUGCAAGACUGGGCACAUGAAAAGGAUCCUGAGAGGAAAAAGAUCCUGCAGGGUGAAGCUUUGUCACUCCUGAGAAGUGACAGCACUGUGUUUGAUAAAGCCCUGGUCCUCUGUCAGAUGCACAAUUUUAAAGAGGGUGUCCUUUACUUGUACGAGAAGGGCAAACUCUACCAACAGAUUAUGCACUACCAUAUGCAGAAUGAGGUGUAUGACAAAGUGGUUGAAUCUUGUAAACGUUAUGGAGACCAGGAAGGUUGCCUUUGGGAGCAAGCUUUGGGUUACUUUGCCAGAAAAGAAGAAGACUGCAAGGCCUACAUCAGUGAGGUCUUGGGUCACAUUGACCAAAACAACCUGAUGCCCCCUUUACUUGUCGUGCAGACGCUGGCACACAACUCGACAGCAACCCUAUCUGUUAUCAAAGACUAUCUGAUCAACAAGCUGCAAAGGGAGAGCCAACAGAUUGAGGACGACGAAUAUAAAAUAGGCCAAUAUCGGGAGGAAACUGCUCACCUACGGUCUGAGAUCCAGGAGCUCAAGACAAGCGCCAAGAUAUUCCAGAAAACCAAGUGUAACAUGUGCAACAGUCCUCUGGAGCUCCCAUCUGUUCAUUUCCUGUGCAGCCACUCCUUUCACCAACACUGCUUUGAAAGCUAUGCUGACAACGAGGCUGAGUGCCCAACUUGUGCUCCUGAAAACCGCAAAGUAAUGGAUAUGCUCCGUGCCCAGGACCAGAAGCGUGACUUGCAUGACCACUUUAAUAGACAGUUGCAGAGCUCUCAUGACGGAUUCUCUGUUGUAGCUGACUACUUUGGCCGAGGAGUUUUUAACAAACUCACUCUGCUUACGGACCCACCUGGCAGCAAACCUGUUGGGAAUCUAGAAAUGAAUUUGCAGAGGGACCUUCUCAUCCGUACCAAGAGGAACAGCUAGAAAAAUACAGUACUAAAUACAAAAAAAAAAAAAAAAAAAAAACUAAGCAACACUAUUUCUCACCCGAAUCAUGUCUCUGGUAAAGUGUACUUAUUUAUAUCCAGGUCACAUCUGCGAUACUUCUCAACCAUGUUUAUUGCAAGAUUGGAUGUAAUUUUGUAUUGCUUUUAACCAACUUUUGCUCUUAUUUAUCAUCCCUUGGCUAGUUUCUGAUUGA
Syngnathoides biaculeatus (alligator pipefish) is the source of this 3125-nucleotide messenger RNA. RefSeq names its product VPS11 core subunit of CORVET and HOPS complexes (gene vps11). Gene Ontology annotation, molecular function: protein binding; protein-macromolecule adaptor activity. The transcript has 16 exons. Gene Ontology annotation, biological process: vacuole organization; organelle fusion; intracellular protein transport. The record is from RefSeq and is a predicted model, not a curated record. Lineage: Eukaryota; Metazoa; Chordata; Actinopteri; Syngnathiformes; Syngnathidae. The coding region runs from base 137 to 2908 and encodes 923 amino acids. Gene Ontology annotation, cellular component: HOPS complex; endosome.